AUGCUCAUAAUUCCUAUUUACACAUGCUGUAAUUACCGUUGGCCUUUUGAUCACUCAAGUCUUUUCCAGUCAGAGGUACUUAGUGUCUAUGAACCAGAUAGGAAUGCAUUACGGAGGAAAGAACGAGAGAGAAGAAACCAAGAAACGCAACAGGAUGGUGGCACAUUUAAUUCCAGUUACUCUCUCUUCAGUGAGCCCUACAAGACUAACAAGGGGGAUGAGCUCUCAAACCGGAUUCAGAAUACUUUAGGCAAUUAUGAUGAAAUGAAAGACUUUUUAACGGAUAGAUCCAAUCAGAGUCAUCUUGUUGGUGUCCCCAAACCUGGGGUGACUCAGACUCCUGCGAACAAGAUUGAUGAACAUUUUGUGGCAGACUCAAGAGCCCAAAGCCAGCCCUCAUCUGUGUGUAGUACCACAUCUUCCACACCAGCAGCUGUCCCUGUGCAGCAAAGUAAGAGAGGAACCAUGAGCUGGCAAAAGGCUGGGCACCCAUCCUCUGAUGGCCAACAGAGAGCAGCACCACAAGGCUCUCUUAGAACCUUGCUUGGAGAUGGUGUUGGCAGACAGCAACCACGGGCCAAACAAGUGUGUAAUGUGGAGAUGGGGCUUCAGACCCAGGAAAGGCCACCUGCGAUGGCAACUAAGCACAACAGCAGUGCACACUGUGUUCAGAACUUUCCUCCGUCAUUGGCUUCAAAACCUAGUCUGGUCCAGCAAAAACCAACCGCAUAUGUACGACCAAUGGAUGGUCAAGACCAGGCUCCUGAUGAGUCCCCUAAGCUGAAGUCCUCUACAGAAUCUGGUGUGCACUGUACAUCCUACAGGGGGGGCCCAGUCACUAAGUCAGAGUCAGCUAGAGCUAAGACCAAGCUUUCCAAAUUCAACAUCCCCAAGCAAGGAGAGGAGACUAGAUCUGGAGAAAGCAACAGCUGUGUUGAAGAAAUAAUUCGGGAGAUGACCUGGCUUCCACCACUUUCUGCUAUUCAAGCACCUGGCAAAGUGGAACCAAGCAAAUUUCCAUUUCCAAAUAAGGACUCUCAGCUUGUAUCUUCUGGACACAAUAAUCCAAAAAAAGGUGAAGCUGAGCCAGAGAGUCCAGACAAUGGCACAUCAAAUACAUCUAUGCUAGAAGAUGAUCUUAAGCUAAGUAGUGAUGAAGAAGAGAGUGAACAGCAGGCAGCCCAGAGAACAGCUCUCCACGCUCUAUCUGACAGCACCGUGGUCCAGCAGACCAACUGCAGAGGCUCCGUGCUGUCCAGCAAGGGCAGCAGCAGCGGCAGCAGCAGCAGCAGCAGCAGCUCCUCUAGCGACUCAGAAAGCAGCUCUGGAUCCGACUCUGAGACAGAGAGCAGCUCCAGCGAGAGUGAGGGCAGCAAGGCCCCCCACUUCUCCAGCCCUGAGGCCGAACCAGCAUCCUCUAACAAGUGGCAGCUGGAUAAAUGGCUAAACAAAGUUAAUCCCCACAAGCCUCCCAUUCUGAUCCAAAAUGAAAGCCAAGGGCCAGAGAGCAAUCAAUACUACACCCCGGUAAAAGAUGAUGUGCAGGACUGUGGGAAACUAACUGACAUUUGCCAAACCAGCCUGAGAGAAAAGGAAGUCAAGACUGCCUGCAAGGAGGAGCAGAGGCCAAGGACAGCCAACAAGGGCCCAGGGAGCAAAGGGGUGAAACAGAAGUCCCCACCCGCGGCUGUGGCUGUGGCUGUGGCAGUGACCACUGCCGCCCCGCCAUCCACGGUGCCCAGCAUACCUGUGGAGAACGCACCCGCGCCCACCCGGAGAUCUGCGGGCAAGAAGCCCACCAGGCGCACAGAACGGACCUCUGCAGGGGACAGUGCCAACUGCCACCGGUCAGAGGAGCCUACGGGCACAGACACCCUGGGGGCCAGUGUGGUGGCUCCCCCAGAACCUGCCAAAACCAAGCCCUGUGGCAACACCAGAACGAGCCACCGCAAGGAGCUACGCUCCUCCGUGGCCUGUGAGAAGCGGCGCACCCGGGGACUGAGCAGGAUUGUCCCCAAAUCCAAGGAGUUUAUUGAGACCGAGUCUUCUUCCUCAUCUUCCUCCUCUGACUCGGACCUGGAGUCCGAGCAGGAGGAGUAUCCUCUAGCCAAAGCGCAGCCGGUGGCCACUGCUGCCACCUCGGGGAGUGACCAGAGACUGAAGGAGACUGCCAGCAGCAUCAGCACUGGCAGUGGCCCCCGGGCUCCCGUAGGCUCCAUCAACGCCAGGACUACCAGUGACAUCGCCAAGGAGCUGGAGGAGCAGUUCUACACUCUGGUCCCCUUCGGCCGCAACGAACUUCUCUCACCACUGAAGGACAGUGAUGAGGUCAGGUCUCUUUGGGUCAAAAUUGAUUUGACUCUCCUGUCCAGGAUACCAGAACACCUUCCCCAGGAACCAGGGAUCUUGAGUGCUCCAGCGGCCAAAGACACUGAGAGUGCACCACCCAGCCACACACUAGACACUCAGGCAGAAAAGGCUUUGCCAAAAUCCAAGAGGAAACGCAAGUGUGACAACGAAGAUGACUACAGGGAGAUGAAGAAGGUCCAGGGAGAAAAAGAUAGCUGUUUGAGACUGGCUGCAUCUGCCAACAAUACCUUGUCUGUGAACCACUGCAAUAUGAACAUCAGUAGUGUGGCAAUACCAAUAAAUAAAAAUGAAAAAAUGCUCCGGUCACCUGUCUCGCCCCUCUCUGAUGUAUCCAAACACAAAUAUUCCAGCGAGGACUUAACUUCUUCCAGUCGACCUCAUGGCAACAGUGUCUUCACUUCUGCCUCUUCCAACAAAAAGCCUAAGGCUGACAGCCAUGCCGGAGACCUUACGAAAGCUGCUCACAAUUCUGAAAAUGGUCUCCACAGUAAGUCACGGCCACAAACAGAGCCAUGGUCUCCAGGUUCCAAUGGCCACAAAGACUGCAAGAGACAGAAACUGGUCUUCGAUGACAUGCCACGCAGUGCAGAUUAUUUUAUGCAGGAAGCUAAACGGAUGAAGCAUAAAGCGGAUGCAAUGGUGGAAAAGUUUGGGAAGGCGUUGAACUAUGCUGAAGCCGCCCUGUCGUUUAUUGAGUGUGGAAAUGCAAUGGAACAAGGCCCCAUGGAAUCCAAGUCUCCUUAUACCAUGUACUCAGAAACAGUGGAGCUCAUCAGGUAUGCUAUGAGACUGAAAACUCACUCAGGCCCCAAUGCCACUCCUGAGGACAAACAACUAGCUGCAUUGUGUUACCGAUGUCUGGCUCUCCUCUACUGGCGGAUGUUUCGACUCAAAAGGGACCAUGCUGUGAAGUAUUCAAAAGCACUUAUUGACUAUUUUAAGCAAAUCAGCUCACCCCCAGGCCAUGCAAUGAUAAUUAUGCGUGCCUGUGAUAACACAGAGUGGAUGGCCCAGAUGGAUUCUGAGUCCCUGAAGGUGGUACAUCCUAAAAGCCCAACUGAGGUUCCAGGCCAUGAGGAGAAUCUUGCCAGAGGAACUAGCAUAGAAGAGGAUUCUGAAAAGCACAUCAAAAUUGAGUGGCCAAGAGGGAUAGGACAGAUACCUUACACAUCUUCAGUGCUCUUAACAGCGCUCGCUCUCUUUCUCUCUGUGUCCCUAGAAUUCUUCAACGACCUGGAUUUGCUCAUGGGACCGGUCACCCUGCACAGCAGCAUGGAGCACCUGGUGCAGUACUCCCAGCAGGGUCUGCACUGGCUGAGGAAUAGCACCCACUUGUCCUAGGCACCUCGUCCUCCAGCCAGGUGCUCAGUCCUGUCCAUGGAUGGCUCACUAUCUCGGGACACUGUGCUAUUGAAAUUGCCAGCCACAGCAUUUAUCAAACUGCAGUGAAUGUGUCCUCCACAUCAAAACAGUGGUCUUUUUCCAGGGCAUGUGUGUUUGUACGUGUGGGUGUAAUGAGAAGCUGCCUGUGUAUGUGUGUAAGAUACACAGCUCUUCCGAACCCAUUCUCCUUAGCUAGUUUCCAUCAUGCCAGGCUAGACAUGAGCAGAGAGGUCCCUGGUGAGAGGAAAGACCCACAUUACAUGCACACUCAUGUUCACACUCUUUCUUCCUUUUCCAAUGCUGAAUCAUGACGUCUUAGAAAGUCCAACCAAAAUCUCAUGGGUUAGUUAACCAGGUGCAGUGCAGCACACAGAAAACUUAACUGCCAGUUAAGUUGAAACCUAGCUCUUACCUUAUUGAUUACUUUCAGUAUUAAUAUACUCUUUCCCAAUUAUUUUUAUCAGUGUGUAUUAAUGGGUAAUUGAGUAAUGAAAACAAGUCAGUUAUUUUUGUGCCAGAUGUUUACUAGAUUGCAUGUAACCAAAUACCUAGCCCAUCCUCCAAUACCUUCUUCCCAUCCAGCAUUAUUCUCAGCUAAACACAUUAUAAGCAAAUGCACCAAUUCCCACAAGCCUUCUUACCCUUGCCCAAAUAAUAUGAAAAUGGCACCACCAUCUGGUCAAUUUAACCCACAUGAAAGCAACAAUGACUAUUUGGAGCUCAGUUCAAAGUUGAAAUCUACACCUGUGACAAGCCUUCCAGGCACAUUCAUUUCCUCCUCCUGCCACUGUGACUGUGGCUGGAGAGCCACGUGGCCUUUACCGCAGUGUGUUCCAAGUCUUUUCUUUCCAUGGUAGCUUUCUUGCCACUUUUCUUGGGCCAAUAAAGACAUUGUCUAGAAUGUCCAUUGCUAGUGGUCUACCUGUUGCUUCUCAGGCUGAGAGCUCUUGGCCAUCCUAAUGCUGUAGAAUGUACUACAGGCCUUUGAUUCAUUUUGAUUUGGAGAUAUUUUUCAGGCUUUCAUUAAUAAGCUGCUGACAGUGCAAGGGAAAUUGUUCCUGCAAUUCUUGUGAUUCUGUUUAGAGAAGCAGCAACCAGAGCACCCUGCUUAGACCUUGGGUCCCUGGUAUGCGUCUGUUUGCAUCUUGCCCUUGCCUCUUUCGUUUUUUCCUUUCCAUUCUUUUCUUUUCCCUUUCUUUGCUUUCUUCCCUUUUGAAUUACGUUUACAUUUUAGUUUUUUUAACAUCUCGUUUACAGUUUUUGUCUCAUUUAUUUGUUUUAUAAUGUUUUGUCAUACCCUAGAUUUAGUUUUCUUGUUAAAUGUAUUUGGAUAAAAAAUACUGGUAAGAAGGAAACAACUCCUGCAAAAAGAGGGUGCGCCAUACCACACUUUAAAACUAAAAUUAACAUCCUUGAGUUACUUGACAGGAUUGUAGCAGGUCAGUGUGAAAAGACAGGUAACACAAUCUCUGGGACAAUGUACUGUUCAAGGUGGUAGAGAUACAAAGUGUGUGUGAUCCCUGCUGGUAGAGCUCACUACAUCCUUAUGUUUGGAUACAAUGUUCACAUUUUUGUCAGCCUGAUCUGUAGAUGGCAAAUAAGAUGACUGGGAUUCCUCUGCUCUAAGUACUGAUUCAAAACUGUGCAGAUGAUAGAGCAAUUGGUGAUUUGAGAUUAAUUGACAAUGAGCGAAUGAAAGCUUUGUGAAAUUCUCAUUUGGCUUUGACCUUAAUGCACAUGAGAAUAUUAACAGUACAAGUUGAGUGAUCCUUAACCAAAAUACUUGGGACCAGAAUUGGUUUUAGAUGUCAGAUUUGUUUCUGAGUUUGGAACAUUCACAUUAAUAUAGAGUUAUCUUGGGGAUGGGUCUCUAAUGGAAAUCAGUUAUGUUGUAUAUGCCCCUAGGCACAUGAUCAGGAAGUAAUUUUAUAUGCUGUUUCUGCAUUGUAGCUGAGACUCAUCACAUGAGGUCAGGAGUGAAACUUACCACUUAGGACAUCAUAUUGAUGUCCAGAAUGUUCUAGAUUCUGGAGCAUUUGGGAUUUGGGAAUUUUAGGGAUACUCAGUCUACAUUUCCAUUUAUACAAGUGAGGCUCUUUUCAUCUCCCUUAGUUAGCUAAGUUUGGGAUCCAUCUUACAUUGGAAAUUGGAAUCUAACUUAAGAAACUUGGAAUCAGGUAUGUACAGCAGAACUGAGACUUUGUUCUACUUACCCUUGGUGAAUUCUGGUGACAAGUUGGAAUUCUCACCUAAACAGUCGGCCGGCCCUAGGUGUCUGCCACGCAUCCCUGGAGAGGUUUUCUGGUCUUGUCUGUCCUUAAAGUGUCAGACUUUAUUGUGGCAUCCAUGUUAGCCUGCCUAAGAAGCCCCAUAUAAGGCUGAAGACCUGCGCUUCCAACAGAACUACAAACUGGUCCUUUCAGGGGAUGGUCAGAGCAUGGGAUCCUACCCAUGUUUCUCAGUUCAUCUGUAGAACAUGAUGGGCUGCACUUUUUGAUGAGUUCGGCAUAAUCUGUUUGGAUCCAGAACCGUCUCCUGAAUAUGGCUUGUGAAAGUCAGUCAUAUCUCAUCCCUUUUCAUCAGUUGGGUACCAAGUUGAAACUUUUUUUGUGUGUUUUCUGAUUAUAAAACUGAUAGCUCUUUAUGGUUAAAAAUUCAAACGAGGCAGAAAGUCUAAGACUUUGAUCGUCUCAGUCAGCUGAAAUAACCAUAGCACACAUUUGAUAUAUAUCCUUCCAGAAACAUCACAUUUUCACAUACAGUGCUCAUUUGGACUUCUCAGGAUGCGUUCUUGCCUGAGGAGUUGAACCCAAGUUCAGCUGACCUAGUGUGCUAUAACUUGACAAAAGAAUGCUAUCCUGUCACAUGCUCCGAUUUUUUUUGUGAAAGAGAGCAGCCCAAGUAGAUCAGAUGUUGCCAUCAGGCACCACUCUCCACACAGAUCAGAUGCAUGUGCAAAACUGUGCUGAGAGAGAGACAGAGAAAGAGAGAGAAGUUUCUUUAAAAAAAGAAAAAAAGCUUCUGAAAACUUUCACAUUGCAAAUGGAUGAUGCUUGGACCUACUAUCUAAAGAGGAAUGUACCAGAAAAAUAAUCUGAAAGAGUUGAAAAACUUACGUACUAGGCUGAACACACAGAAUGCAAUGCAGUGAGACUUUCUGCACUAAAACCAAUUCUAGUAUUCCAACAACGAUGUUCUGGCGCCCAUACAUAAUAUACACAGUUUGUAUAAAUGCAUACAUUUAAAAAUAUAUAUGUACAAUACAGCUAACAUGGAACUGUAGUAUGCCUGACAGAUAUUACUAGUGCCUAAUAUUGAGUAUACGUCACUGCGUGUUCAUGUCACCUUGGAAGUGCAGUCAUUGUUACAAAACGAAUCAGUGCAGCAACAUUAUUUAUGAACCACAUCUUUGAAACUGUGCAGUAGCAUAUACAUAUAUAUUUUUAAAUAACAUUUUUCACAGUUUUCCAGAGUUGCUGUUGAAAUCUGUAUCACCAAAAAAAAAAAAAGCAAGAUUUUUUUAAUGAUGUAGACGCUCUUCAGACCCAGUAACCUGCGUGUGAUUUCCUGUUUGUAGAUACCCAAGAGACUUCAGCAGUCACCAGCCUUAAUGCAUGUACAGGAUAUUAUUGUGACUUAAUUUAUCUGCAGUUUUUAAUCCAUGUGAAAUUGGAAUUUAUAAAUGGACUUGGAUUAAAUAUGUCUGCCUUUCUAAGGUUGCAAAUGUUACAUUAAAUGAUUUAUGUUGUACAUGAGAGAAA
This is a messenger RNA of Dipodomys ordii (Ord's kangaroo rat), 7514 nucleotides long. RefSeq names its product AF4/FMR2 family, member 3 (gene Aff3). The record is from RefSeq and is a predicted model, not a curated record. Gene Ontology annotation, biological process: regulation of gene expression. Lineage: Eukaryota; Metazoa; Chordata; Mammalia; Rodentia; Heteromyidae. Gene Ontology annotation, cellular component: nucleus; super elongation complex. The coding region runs from base 1 to 3711 and encodes 1236 amino acids. The transcript is spliced from 21 exons.